AGUUUCACCCGAGGCUCUUCUUAAAUAUUCCCCUCUGGUGAUCGACUUCAACUGGAGAAAUGACUCCACCUCUUUAAACUCCUGGUUUGGACGUGGCUCAGCUUUACGCUGCUUUUUAUUAUUUGGCUGCGGUGUUGCCUGGAGAGGAAACUAGCAUCGUGCUUUGUGGAAUUAAACCGUGUAUGGAUUUUAUUUUUCAGUGAUGAGUCGCCUGGCUGCUUCUAGCUCGUCGCAGCAGGGGAGUCAAACCUUGACGAAUAUAAAUAUACCUGUUAGAAAGUUUCAGAUUGGAACCGUCGUGCUCCGUUAACCCUUCUGUCAGAUCUCUGCUAAGAACAGAAACACCAACUAAAUGAACUCCAGCAUGUCAACAGGUGACGAGAGUUCAAUCGAUGUUUGUGGACUUGAACUCCUCUCUGCAGACAAAUGGGAGACUGUUUUGAGCUUCAUUGUAGUCGUAGUACUAGUCGUACAUUUGAGAUUCCUCCGGGGAAGGUCAUCCAUCAAGUGCUGCACGGACGACCAAACAGGAAGAACACAUCACUGUUGUUCGCUCCACAAACCGCUGGUUAGCAGAUGUUGUGCUUCGUAACGGGACUCGCUGUUGACAUGUUUCUAACACGUGUUCUGUUGAAACCAGUUCUCUCCACCCUGGCUGGUGAGGAAGUUUUCUACAGCAAUAAAUCGGUUCCCGUAUGAGAUGAGAAACGACCUAACCCCUACGAUGUCCUGGACCACAGAGACACCGUUGAUGGAUUAAACAAGUGGAAAGGAUCUUCAGCGGCCGGCAAAUAAUAUACUCGAGAUGCAGGAGGCCGCUGAGGCCUGCAGCCUGGACGAUGACAUGGCGGACGGGGACCUUGGGGACGGGACGGGAGUCGGAGCGGCACCGAGCUCCCCGAAGAACAAGAGCCACGGCUUUACCGGCCAGACGGAGACGCUUCUGUCCCGAAUGGAGACGCUGGGACCGGAGGGAGAGGCGGGCGGGAUCCACGGACUGAAGAGCACGGGGACGCCGCUGGGAACCCGUUGGAAGCCGCCCCCCUGCGGCUCACUAGUGGAACUGUCCCAAGAAGAGCUCAGAGACCGGCUACGGGAAGCGACUGAGGCGAUCGACGUAUUGUGCUGCGAGUUGGAGGUGGCGCAUCGCUACAUUGAAGGCAAAUACGAAGCUCUGAAGAUCCUGCAGGGGAAGGCCAUUCUUGACAAAGCCACGAGUCACACUAAGAGUCUGCUGCAGAAAAGCGAGGCGCAGGCCAAAGCUCUGGAGAAGGAGGUGAACAGAUUGCAGUGGGAACUCAGCUUCAACCAGGUCCAGAUGAAGAAGUCCCAGCAAUCCUGGGAAGAGAAAUGCAACAGAAUUUUGAGUGAGAACAAGAACCUGAGUGACAACCUGGAGGAAAGCAGCCGCGUUGUCCUGCAGCUCCGAGCAGAGAAUUCAGCUUGCAGUCGGCAGUGCUUGGAGCUUCUCUCCAUGCUGAGUGUGAAGGAGCAGAGAGCUUUCCAAGGAGGCCAACUUCAAACCAGCCCAGAGAGGGACGCCAGCGUUCUGGAGCUUGCGGUUCUGGGGGCCUGCCGGUGUGUCGGUGCUGCUGAGGCUUGUCCGUGCAGCCGCGCCGCCGCCGCCAGCAGGAAGCAGCUCGUCCAGCUGCAGCAGGAGCUGGAUUCCCAACGUUUGAGGAGGGAGGAGGCGUCGAUGGUCGCGGAUGCUUUCCGCAUUGCCUUCGAACAGCAGCUGAGGAAACGAAGCGAUCACUUCCUGUUGCUCGCCGAGGCAAAUAUCCUGAAAUCCCAUCACUCCAAAGCUGAAGGUGCAAACCGGAGCCCCCUGAUCAGCGUGAGCCAGCGGUUGAGAGGAUUGCUGCCGUCCAAGACGCCCGAUGACCUGUUGGAGACUCUCUACAGACUGCUGGACUUGCUGAACGAUAAGGACGAGGCGCUGGCCCACCAGAGGAAGGUGAGCAUCAUGUUGGCCCGCAGUGCAGAGGAGCUGCAGAGACGGUUGCAUCGGGAUUCCCACGGCGGGCCGGCAGACCCGUCAGAGGACCAGAGUCCGAGCUGUGACCGCCAGUCCCACCAGAGUCCCGCGUCUGAGCAAGGCGACGGCCCGAGCGGCUGCGGCCAGGACCGCAGAGUCUCUCGGGAGUCCAGGACUGAACCGCCAGAGCUGUCGGACCCGUCGCAGUGCGACGUCCAACCUCCGUCCCACCACGAGGCUGACAUCCGACAAAAGGAUCCACCAGAGUCCUGAUCCUGAUUCUUGUGGUUUUAACUCACCGACCGGGAACUUUUCUAACACUCGCACUCACAGAACACACUGCAGGUUCAGAUCUAUCAAUUCACGGACAUUUAUUUAAAGUCCCACGUACGAGAUGAUGGAACCACUCUUUAGUCUAUACAUUCAUUGAACAUCACAUUGUGGGGGGUCUCGUAGGUCCACCAACGAGUCAAAAGAUUAGCACAGUCUAUAAGCACCUUAUCUUGCCUCAUUAUCCAUUACAUAGGGACGUCCAUUAAGGCUUCCGACAAGUUUUGUCAGGAGACUUUUGUUUCGUACCAAUACUGGACUGGACUAAUAACUGGAACCUAAAAGACUUUCAGAAAAUAAAAGCGUCAAAGAAGUAUCUUUGAGGCUGAAUGGAGAGUACACCAGUGUCACAACGCACAACGCCACGUUGAAUCCAACGGAUACCUCUUCAAAUCCAGUUUAAUUCCCUUGUCAGAAUCCCCCCAAACCGAGGCGCUACUGUCUGCGUGAGUGACUGAAGACUGACUGAGGAUUCCCUCAUCAGCCAAGUGGGACCCAGCGAGCUCCAAUAAAGCUCUACAGUGCAAUCCCUAAUCAUCAAUUUUA
Gasterosteus aculeatus aculeatus (three-spined stickleback) is the source of this 2854-nucleotide messenger RNA. NCBI's taxonomy places the organism in Eukaryota, Metazoa, Chordata, Actinopteri, Perciformes, Gasterosteidae. The record is from RefSeq and is a predicted model, not a curated record.